GCCGCCGCCGAGGACUCAGCUGCCUCCCCCUCGAGCCCCCUCGCUUCCUGACGCUCCGUCCCCCCCGCCCGCCUUCUCCCGCAGCCGCCUUCUGCAGGCCGUUUCCACCGAGGAAAAGGAAUCGUAUCGUAUGUCCGCUAUUCAGAACCUCCACUCUUUCGACCCCUUUGCUGAUGCAAGUAAGGGUGAUGACCUGCUUCCUGCUGGCACUGAGGAUUAUAUCCAUAUAAGAAUUCAACAGAGAAACGGCAGGAAGACCCUUACCACUGUCCAAGGGAUCGCUGAUGAUUACGAUAAAAAGAAACUAGUGAAGGCGUUUAAGAAGAAAUUUGCCUGCAAUGGUACUGUAAUUGAGCAUCCAGAAUAUGGAGAAGUAAUUCAGCUACAGGGUGACCAGCGCAAGAACAUAUGCCAGUUCCUAAUAGAGAUUGGACUGGCUAAGGACGAUCAGCUGAAGGUUCAUGGGUUUUAAGUGCUUGUGACUCUGAAGCUUAAGUGAGGAUUUCUUGCAAUGAGUAGAAUUUCCCUCCUGUCCCUUGUCACAAGUUUAAAAACCUCACAGCUUGUAUAAUGUAACCAUUUGGGGUCCGCUUUUAACUUGGACUAGUGUAACUCCUUCAUGCAAUAAACUGAAAAGAGCCAUGAA
Messenger RNA from Chionomys nivalis (European snow vole), 646 nucleotides. Its product is annotated as eukaryotic translation initiation factor 1. The record is from RefSeq and is a predicted model, not a curated record. Gene Ontology annotation, cellular component: eukaryotic 43S preinitiation complex. NCBI's taxonomy places the organism in Eukaryota, Metazoa, Chordata, Mammalia, Rodentia, Cricetidae. The coding region runs from base 131 to 472 and encodes 113 amino acids. Gene Ontology annotation, molecular function: RNA binding; ribosomal small subunit binding; translation initiation factor activity. Gene Ontology annotation, biological process: translational initiation. The transcript has a single exon.